GACGGAGAGAGCGGGCAUCCAGACUGACAAAAACACGCGACCCGCGCGCAAUCCGACGCCAGACAUGCUGUAUGAAAUGAUCGGAGUGGUACGGCCUGGCCGCCUCUCCGAAGUCAAAGAAAUUGCUAAAACCGCCGGAAAAAUCGUUCUCGAUCAGCAAGGCGUUGUGCGCGGCGUCUCCAACUGGGGCACUUUUCUGCUCCCCAAGCCGGCCAAGAAGCUGCAAUCGACACAUCACUAUGGCCACCACUUCAUUAUGCGCUUCGAUGCCAGUGCCCGCGCUCAGCACGCCCUACGCAGGACCAUGAGUUUAGACCCGCGUCUUAUCAGAUACAGUGUAGUCAAGAUGGGCACCAAGUUCGAAGAGAUCAAGGAUGUACCGGGCACGGCCAAGUUUAGGUGAGGGGCAGCAAGUAGAAAGAGGCAGAAUGUAUCAUAUAGCAGAGGGAACAUGCAUUGCAAUAUGGCGUUUUGGGUGGUAUUUAUGAAGAAGAAUUGGGUUUGCUAUCAAAGGUGGGGUUAUCACAAUCGCCGUGGUGGUCAUAUACAACAAUUACUAUCCGAGACGAUCGAGCUGCACAGGCUACGGGCUCUUAUCGCAAACUCACAGCUUCCGUGCGGUUUCUUCUUUUUUUCUCGCUCUUCGACUCCCCGCGCUUUCCCAGCAAGUCAGCCGGCUCAGUAGCAAGCAGAUUACAAUCAUCUUCUUCAAGGUUUGAGAUGAACGAGACGAUUUACAAUACUGCUCAUGCGACUACUCCAGUGGUGGCGCUGGAAUCUCAUCUCCUUGUAGUUAGUAGCAUGUGCGCCACAAUGUACACAUACGAACAGCCAGGCCCUAUCCAGCCUUGCUGGCAACAAUCUUGCCUCUUCCUUCCGUCA
This is a messenger RNA of Bipolaris sorokiniana ND90Pr, 882 nucleotides long. RefSeq lists its product as uncharacterized. The transcript has 3 exons. Gene Ontology annotation, molecular function: small ribosomal subunit rRNA binding; structural constituent of ribosome. Gene Ontology annotation, biological process: translation. The record is from RefSeq and is a predicted model, not a curated record. NCBI's taxonomy places the organism in Eukaryota, Fungi, Ascomycota, Dothideomycetes, Pleosporales, Pleosporaceae. Bases 65 to 403 code for a protein of 112 amino acids. Gene Ontology annotation, cellular component: ribosome; mitochondrial small ribosomal subunit.